Molecule: messenger RNA, 126 nt
Organism: Ostreococcus tauri
Lineage: Eukaryota; Viridiplantae; Chlorophyta; Mamiellophyceae; Mamiellales; Bathycoccaceae
Source: the annotation of a RefSeq genome assembly
AUGUCUAACACAACAACAGGACGAAUCCCAUUAUGGUUCGUAGGGAUGGUAGGAGGACUUGCAGCGCUUGGACUCUUAGCUAUCUUCUUUUAUGGUUCUUACGUAGGACUUGGAUCGUCACUUUAA